Messenger RNA from Micromonas pusilla CCMP1545, 4605 nucleotides. RefSeq lists its product as uncharacterized. NCBI's taxonomy places the organism in Eukaryota, Viridiplantae, Chlorophyta, Mamiellophyceae, Mamiellales, Mamiellaceae. The record is from RefSeq and is a predicted model, not a curated record. The transcript has 4 exons. Bases 1 to 4605 code for a protein of 1534 amino acids. Gene Ontology annotation, molecular function: protein binding.
AUGUCGUCCAGGGGCACGUCCCCGCGAGGGAGCGCGUCCCCGCCGAAAGCGCGGCAGUCCUGGGUCGAGGGGAGCUCCUCGCAUCCGGUGUCCGCGCGGUCGAGCUCGCCGAGUCGAGGCGACGGACCGCCGGGCGGAAACGCGCGACGUCGUGGUACCGUGGACGACGACAACGGCUCAACAAGACGCGCGGGCUCCUCUCGGGGGGGAUCGCGCGACGCGUCCCCCGCGGCGCGCGCCGCGACGCCGACGACGUUCGAGCCGUCCGUGUACGUCGCUUCUUCGUCCCCGGGGCGCGCCGCGCGGAGAGACGACGCGCCGAGCGCGGCGGAGGUGGUGGCCGCGGCCGCGGUGGCGGACGGGAGCGCGUUUAAUCUGAAAAAGGCGGGCGCGUCCGGACGCGCCGCGGCGAAAGACGGCGCGAUACUCGCGCUGUCGAAGCAGCUGGACGCGAUGCGCGCGAGGCUGACGGAAGAGGCUGCGCGCGCGCAGGCCGCGAUCGAGGGAGCGAGCGCGUCGGAGAAGCUCCGCGCGGAGGCGGAGGCGACGAUGAACGAGAUGAACGCGAACGCGCCCCCGGCGUCGCCCCCGGGGGCGACGCCGACGCCCGCGGCGCCCCUCCGCGGCGGCGACAGCCCGAUGAGCGCGCAGGGAGGCGUCAACGGUCAUCGAGAUUCGUCCUCUCGCGGCGCGCUGUACCAGCGCGAGCGCGGGCAGUACGUCGCGAUAUUACGACUGGAGGACGAGAACAAAGCGUUGCGCGCGCGUCUUGAGGAGGCGGAGCGCCGAGAGAAGGAGGCGCGUUCUAUACACUGGUCCUCAUACGACCGCGCUCGAACGCAAGUGGACGUCGCGGCUACCAACGCGAGGAACGAGGCGCUCGCGGACAACUUCGCGGAGCGGCGCACGCUGAACAACGUCGUCGUGCGAUCGCUCGAGCGCAGCGCGGUGAAGUUCGCGGAGGGGCGCCUGCGCGCGGCGCUCGCGGCGUUGAGGAUCUACGCGCGGAAACGACGCGCGUCGAGGUCGCUCCAAUCACGCGCCGGGCCCAAGUGGAAAAAGAUUCAGACGCGCGCGGCGUUUACGCAGUUCACGAACACGAUACGAUGGGUGUGGCGCGUUCGAACCGCGUGCGAUCGCGUCGGGGUGAUGACGCGGUCGCGCAGAUCGCGCGCCGCGUUCUUGGGGUGGGCGAGCGAGACGCGGCGGGCGUACGCGAACGCGAGGAAGGCGGCGCGGAAGGCUUCAGACUUGUACCGCAAGCGCGACCGGUUCGCGGUCGCGGCGACGUUUGGCGCGUGGCGCGUCGUCGCGAGCGAAAAGGCGCGCGUCGAGAGGAAACUCGCGCGCAUGAAGCGCGCGCACGAGAUGCACCGCCGCGCGAUCGCGUGGAGGGAGUGGCGUCGGGAGUUCACCGCCGCGCGUCGCCGGCUGGCGCACGACCUCGCCGCGUUGCGCGUCCGAGCGCGUAAGAGCCGCGACCGGUGGAUGUUCCGGAGGUGGAAAGAGCACGUCUGGCGCGCGCGCGUCUUCGCGAAGAUGGGAGCCGGGAAGCUGUCGCGCGCGCACCGACGGAGAUACCUCGAGGUGUUCCGGUCCUGGGCCGCGGACGCGCGCGCGACGGCGCGCUUGAGACGCCGCGUCGGAGGGUUCGUGAAGGCGACGAUAAAGACGCACCUUCGACGCGAGAUGCGCGCGUGGAGGGACAUCGCGGGCGGGUGGCGCGUCAUGAAAGUCGCCGUCGCGAGGAUGCGCGCGAUGCAAAAGAAGCGCAGGGUCGCCCGGGCGUUCGACGCGUGGGCGACGGACGCGCGAGCUUCGGCGGCGGCGCGAAGAAGCGCGACGCUCGCCGCCGUCGUCCGUUGGCGCGCGGCGGCGUCGCAGAGCGCGAAAUACCGCGCGCUGUUGAGACGCGGCGAGCGAAACGCGGCGCUGCGAUGCGCCCAGAACGCGAUGCGCGAGUGGCGGUACGCCGCCGCGCGAUCCGCCGCGCGCGCCGCGGUCGAGAGAGCGAGCGACGCGACGGAGGCGAUGACGACGCUUCGCGCCGAGGCGGACGCGCUUCGACGCGCGUCGGACGUCUCCGAGGAAGCCGCUCGGAAAGCCUCCUCGCGCGAGGCGGAGACGCGCGCGCUGCUCGAGGCUGCGGAGGCGCGCGCGAGCGUCCUCGCGCCCGGCGGCGGCGGCGUGUUGGAGUCGCCGCUGACGUGGAGGGAGCUGAUUGGCACGGGCGCGGAGGACGUCGCCGGCGACGCGGCGGCGUCGGACCUCGAGUGCGACGCGCUCGCGCCGGUGUUCUUGCCCUACCGCGACGGCGACGGCGACGUCGAGCCGGCGGCGAGGGGGUGCGUCGUCACGAUCCUUCCCGGCGGCGACGGGACGACGACGACGGCGACGGCGACGAAGGGGGGGGAUGCGAAGAAGAGGAGGAAGAAGAAGGACGCGGCGGCGACGGACGAAGACGCGGCGCCGCGGAUGGCGGUGACGUGCGUCGAAAUCGACGACGCCGGGGGCGCCGACGCGAGUUGGGACUACGAGCCGAAGUUGGCGUGGGCCGCGAUCGCUCCGGUCGGGGACGCGCCGGUCUCGGUGCAGAACCCCGCGAUCUGCGCGUUGUCAGCGACGGCGGCGGCCACCGCGGCGGCGGCGGGCGGCGCCGACCCCGCGGACGUCGUCGGCGGCGUCUUCGUGUACGGCGGGUUCGACCCGCACGAGGAGGACCCGCGCGACGACGAGUUCGCGCCCCCGGAGUGGGAGUGGGUGCGACUCCCGAGGGCGCUCUUCUCCCCGCCGCCGCCGCCGCGGUCGCACGCCGUCGCGUUCGCGCCCGCGCCCGAACCCGGGACCAUGCCGGACGUGUUCGUUCACGGCGGAUACCAGAGCGGCGUCGGGCUCGUCAACGACCUGUGGCGCUUCGACGUCGCGUCGCUGCGGUGGUGCUCGCCGGAACAGUACGGCGACGUCCCGUGCCCGAGGAGAGACGCCGCGUGCGCGACGGCGCCGGGCGCGCGCGGGCGAACGUUCGUCCACGGCGGCGUCGCCGCGGACGGCGCGACCCUCGGUGACGCGUACGCCUUCGACGCGACGACCUGCGCGUGGACGCGGCUCCCGCCGGAUGCGGUCGCGGCGUCCGAGGAGGAGGCGCGCGACGACGCGUCCCCGAUUUCGCGAUUCGGCGUCGCCGCGGAGAUUUCCGUGCUCGCGUCGCCGCCGGCGCCGCCGUCGCCGUUCCCCACCCCUCGCGCGAAGCACGCGCUGACGGUCGUCGGGAACCUCCUCCUCGCGUGCGGCGGCGUCGGCGUCGACGGCGGCGCGGUGUCCGACGCGGUCGUUUACGCGCUGGAGCUCGACGCGCUGACGUGGCGGCGACUCCGCGUCGGCGCGGCGGCGCCGAGCGAAUCCCCGCCGGGCGCGGCGCACCGCGUGACCCACGCGAUGUUCCCGCACCGCGCGGGCGUGAUGCUCGUCUCCGGCGGCGGGGCGACGAUAUGCGACGAUGUGAUACCGCCGGACAACGCGACGAGACGAAGACGCGGCGAGCCGAGGGCGUACCUCGUCGAGCUCGCCGCCGCGAAGGAGGGCCGGCGGUUGCGCGCGACGGUGAGCGCCGCCGUCGCCGCGCGCGCGUCGGCCGAGGACGACGCGAACCGCGCGCGCGCGGCGAAGAUGUCCGCGCUGGACGAGACGCAGCUCGUGCGCGCGGCCGCGUGCGUCUUGAAAGAGGAAGCCGACGCGGUCGCGCGCUCGGAGGCGCUCGGGAGAGAGGCGCAACGGGUGUUGCGGGACAAGCUGGCGCGCGCGAGGGAGGACGCGAGGCUCGCCGACGACGCCGCCGCCAGGGCGGAGGCGGAGGCGGAGGCUGCGCACGACGCCGCAUCGCUCGCGAGGAUGGCCGUCGCGGAGUCCAAGCGCGCGGCCGCGGAGACGAGGGAGGCGGCGGAGGCGCAGCUCGCGCGCGCCAAGGCGCUGUCCGAUCGAAGAGCCGCGUACGCGACGGAGUUGGAAGAACGCGUCAGGCGGGAGGAGGAACGCGUGUCCGAGGCGCGAGACGAGACGCGCGCGUACGCGAUCAAGGCGGCGAAGUGGGAGAAGGCUGCCGCGGUCGCGGAGAGCCGCGCGCUCGCAGCGGACGAGGCGACGUCCGCGAUGGAGCGAGCGCUGAAGAAGGCGCGAGAGGCGGUGUUCUACGACGCGGACGGGGACCCGCGAUUGGAAAAGGCGGAGGCUGUGAAUUUGGACUUGAACGCGCGGCUGGCGCGCGCGACGGAAGCGGCGGAGCAAGCCAAACGCGCGCAGCACCUCGCGGAAACGCACGCCAAAGAGGCGUUAGAUAAGCUCAUGGACGCGGAGCGAGCCGCGGUCAGAGCGGAGGAGAGGGCGCUGCAGGCGGAGGCGGCGCGUUUGGACGCCGCGGCGGAUGCGGAGACGCGCGCCGCGGCGAUGCGCGAGGAAAUCGCCGAGUUGGAAAAAGAAGUCGCGCGCGCCACGGAGGUUCGAUGGGGGGAGGACAUCGACUACGUCGCGAACGUCGGGGACGACGUCGUGAACGACGAGGGGCUCCCGGACCGCCUGACGUCCAUCGUGAACGUGGGACUGAAGUACUAG